UGUUGUUUGUCGAAUGGGGCAUUGUUCAUCUAGUACUUAAGUCUUGCAGUGGAAAGCUGCUCCAUUACCCUCAAGGCAGAGCUCCGAAAAGUGUCCAGGUUGUGAUACAAUGCGUCUCUCUCAGCUUCGCCUCGAGGGACUGGCACUAGCCCUCAUCGUGUUGUCUGCUCUAACGCGUGACACCGCUGGUCGGAAGUUCGAUGUCCGCCGUUAUGAUACGGGAACUUGCAAGUAUAAAGGCUACAAACCUGGUGGAGGAGUUCCAGACAUUCAACCAAUCCAAUCGCCUGUAUGCAAAGGUUUCACCAACUCUCUGGGGUUCGUUUCCGGUAUAAUUGACAAGACCGCCGGCGCGGGAAGGGCUCUUUCUCAGGUCGCCAGGCUAGCCGAGAGCGCCGCCAAAGUCGGCAAGGUCCUCAGUGCUGGUUUGGGAGUAUUUGCUUCAGCUUUCGAUAUUGACUCUUCAUUGUCAAAGCCGACAUCUGACGACACCUUAAAAAGGGUUGGCAAGGCUUUCGAGAAGCUGACAGAAGACGUGUACAAUAAACUGAGAAAGAUGAGGGGAUACGUGGACUGUUCAGUACUCAAGCUGGAAAAACAAACUGUCAAGAACGAGUUUGCGACUCUGAAACGUUACCUUGGAAACUGCUUGCAAGAGACCACUGAGCCCUCAGUACGAAAAUGUCUGCAAAAUUCUGUCAUGGACAUUGACGCGGCAUGGCCCAAAUUUGAGAAAUUGAAAUGCCAUUUCAACAAAAACUUAAAGGACAUCUCUAUGAAUAAUAUCAAAACGCUGGAGGCCGGUUUGAUUCCGUUCAGGGACUUCGCCAGUUUGCAUCUCUUUGCUCUUCAACUGCUGAUCAACUAUUACAAUAACGACCCUGAUACUAAGGAGAAAAAUAACCGUCUAAAGCUUUACAUGAAUAUGUUGAAUGAACGUGGAAUGUUCUACAGCAAGUACGCGAGAUGGGCUUACGAACGGAUCUACCAUGGACAGGUUGAGAGGCAUUACAAUGGCGGUGUGCUGAGAGACGAGUAUAUCAUGGAUAAGAAUGUCUACAAACUGUACGAGGGAGGGUUCUGGUUGAUUGUAGGAGCAAACACUGAGAAGCAGAUCUCGGUCAAGCCCAACUGCGCUAACGGAGACGAACACGCGCCCAUGAACACGUGCAAGUACAAGUACCACAUGCGAGUGGACGGGAAGGUUCUUGAUCGCUAUCCCGAUCGCAUGGCUCCUGUUAGUAGCAGCGAUAGCGCCUUGAGGUACUUCGCCAAGGAGGAUGCCCACCACACGUGUACAAGGUACUUGGGCAGCCUCAAGCAUGACGUGGCCACUUACUGGAAGACGGAGCUUAUUAGUCUUGCUGAUCUGUGGGAAAAGAUGGCGGAAAAGGCGAAGAAUGAGCUAAGCAAAUUUGACAAGAGAGCAUUCAACAUCGCAGGGGGUCGCUCUCGCGUGUAGGCAAUCCUCAGUGGUCACGUGGGAGACGAACCUCUAUAAUAGGACGUGCAACUUGACGUUUCCAGCUUUGUGAAAUUAAAUGCCUGAUAUCCAAGCUUGGUGAAUAUAAGUCAAUAAAACUCCUGUAUUUGUUAGAA
Molecule: messenger RNA, 1599 nt
Organism: Nematostella vectensis (starlet sea anemone)
Lineage: Eukaryota; Metazoa; Cnidaria; Anthozoa; Actiniaria; Edwardsiidae
Exons: 9
Coding region: 110-1462 (450 amino acids)
Source: RefSeq, a predicted model, not a curated record